AUGGAGCGUGUACGAGCAGGUCCGGACACCGUCUUCAACGAAAUGAUGGCUGUUAAUGAAGACCUCCAGCUUCCAUACACCAUGGAUGCUCAUCAAUUAAGCAAUCCUUACCAAGCCAAGGUUCUUAGAACAGAUGUCAACCGUGCCAUUCCUUCAUAUAUCCCAGAGUUGUUGGAUGAAUCCAAACUUGCUUUCGAAGAUGCCUUCAAGGUCACAGAUACCGUACUUGGAAUUGCUGACAUUGAGGUGUUUGAUACCAUGACACACUUGAUUGCGCGAAUCAGUAAUCGUGUGAUCUUUGGAAAGGAUUUAUGUCGAAACCAGGAAUUCCUUCGCGCAACUGUGCGAUUUGCAGAGACGACGCCACUGAUGGCUCCAUUUAUUCAAUGGAGUCCGUUGUUCUUCCGUCCAUUUGUAUAUUUCUUACUUUCAUCAAUCCUGGGAGGCAAAAGAGCACCACUCAAAAUUUUGGUACCUUUUUUGAACCGUUACAUGAAAGCUCGCCAAACGAUGACGGAAAAGCCUAAUUUAGUCUCAGAAUUUCUAAUUCAGAAUGCGCCUCCACAAGAAACAGUUGAAGGUAUCGCGGUCCGACUUUUGAACAUCAAUUUUGGGAGCAUACACACUUCGUCUAUCUUUAUUACACAAACUCUUUUCGAGAUCGCGUUGCUUAGGCCUGAAGAGGUUGAAGGCAUGCGGUCUGAAGUCGAAGACGCGCUGGAGUCCGAGGGCGGCUGGAAUAAGGCAGCUGUGGACAGAUUCUAUAAGAUCGAUUCGGCACUACGGGAGGUCGGAAGAUAUCACGGAUUGAUGCAUUUUGCCCUUCCUCGCUACGCGAUAGUGGGAUGUGAGCUUGCAGAUGGAAAAUUUGUCCCCCCGGGUUCUCGCAUUGCAAUUGACAUGAAAGCAAUACAUUUCGAUGCUGACAUUUAUCCGGAUCCUAACCGUUGUGAUCUCUUUCGCUUUUCCAACAUGCGGGAGAAGAACGGCUCAGGUAAUUCAAACCAUGGGUUCGCAACAGUGGAUUCAUACUAUCUCCCGUUCGGUGCCGGACGCCAUGCUUGUGCAGGUCGUUUCUUCGCCGCUGUGGAGCUGAAGAUCAUGCUUGCCCACAUUCUCCUCGAAUACAACAUCAGUUACCCACACAAAGUCAAUGAGCGACCUAGGAAUAUCAUUUUCAAUGGAGCAAUCAUUCCGGAUAGUAAAGCUCGUUUGGUCUUCAAGCGUAGAAAGAUGUAA
Molecule: messenger RNA, 1239 nt
Organism: Psilocybe cubensis
Lineage: Eukaryota; Fungi; Basidiomycota; Agaricomycetes; Agaricales; Agrocybaceae
Exons: 10
Coding region: 1-1239 (412 amino acids)
Molecular function (GO): oxidoreductase activity, acting on paired donors, with incorporation or reduction of molecular oxygen; heme binding; iron ion binding
Source: RefSeq, a predicted model, not a curated record